Olea europaea var. sylvestris is the source of this 306-nucleotide messenger RNA. RefSeq lists its product as uncharacterized. The coding region runs from base 1 to 306 and encodes 101 amino acids. The transcript is spliced from 2 exons. NCBI's taxonomy places the organism in Eukaryota, Viridiplantae, Streptophyta, Magnoliopsida, Lamiales, Oleaceae. The record is from RefSeq and is a predicted model, not a curated record.
AUGAAAAUCUUCGAUCGUCUUCGCAAGAUCUUGAUGCGGGUCAUUUUUUCCCUCCGAAGUUCUCGAGGGUCGGGCGGGGUUCCAGUGGCGGUGAUGCGGAGAUCGUGCGACAGGCCUGACCCUCCAAAGACUUCAUGCAGCUCUUAUUAUUCUUCGAGUUCGCAUUAUAAUGAGGCAAUUGCUGAUUGUAUUGAGUUCUUUAACAAGUCAUCGCAGGAUGGAGUCCUAUUUAGUGAAAGAAAGUCUGAUGUUAUGAUUAGAAGACAAGAUUGCUCUUUUAAGACAAAAUUGAUAAGACCAAAUUGA